This is a messenger RNA of Styela clava, 363 nucleotides long. The record is from RefSeq and is a predicted model, not a curated record. NCBI's taxonomy places the organism in Eukaryota, Metazoa, Chordata, Ascidiacea, Stolidobranchia, Styelidae.
CAUGAAGAAAAGUUUAACAAAUUGCUUGCUGAGGGAAAAAUAACUCAGAAGGUGAAAAUGGAUUUUGAAGAUCUGGAUACCACAUUAAUGAGGUUUCUUGGAGAUCACCAUGUAAAACAAAAAGAAAUACUUGAUCUCAUCGAAAAAGUCAGAAUUAAAUCCGUUGAAACACCAUGUGUGUCAGAAAUUUCAGCAAACACUACGGCUGGUGUGGUUAUGGCAGGAUAUAACAGUGAUGAAAUACAUAACCGAAACGUUAAAGUUAUUGGAUUUGGGAAAGGACUGGUAGCUGGAGAACUCAUGACAAACAAUGCACGCGUGGAAAACGACAAUGAAGCAAACGAGGAUCAGUCUCUGAUUUGA